GGAGGAGAAAACUCCCGGACAGCUCUUGGUCCUCUCAGCUCCCUCUCGCCGUCAGUCCUAUAAGCAGUCGGGUGAAACCGGACAGAGUGCCCGGGGCCGUGGGUUUAUUUUCCCCCGGGAAUCGGAAUAGGACACCGACGAACUAUCCCAGAAGAUGUUCCUCUCUCUGCUCCUACCGGCCGUGGCUCUCUUGCUGAGCGGAGAAACGACCGUCUCCGGUGACAGUAACGACAAAUGGCUGAGCACCGUGGCUCAAUUCAACAAGGACAGAUCCUGGAACAGGUUCAGAGACGAUGACUACUUCAAGAGCUGGGCUCCUGCCAAGUCUGCCGACCAAGAGCGAGAGGCCCGACCUGGUAGAAGUGGAGACCCAGGCAGUAAAGCCCACCCUGGCUCGACCAAGAAGACAGUGAGGGAUGGCCCAGACGCCACCAAGGACCCCUGUCUGAAGGUGCGCUGUCCUCCUCACAAGGUGUGUGUCAGCCGUGACUUCCAGACGGCCAUCUGCACCAAUCACAAGCCGCCAGCUCACAGUGUGAAACCAAGAAAAGGCAGCGCAGGUCACAAGCGCAGGCUCGAAGCUGGUGCUCCUGGGAAAUGUCGGCUCUGCUCGGCCCUGCACUCAACUCCUGUGUGUGGAUCUGAUGGACACACCUACUCCUCCAAGUGUAAGUUGGAGUUCCAGAGCUGCCUCGCUGGGAAGACAAUCUCAGCCAAAUGUGAUGGGCUGUGUCCAUGCUUGCCGGGUCAGGAGCUCAUAAAUCCAAAACACAGGAGUGAGAAGACUGGAUUUCAGCAGAUGGAUGGAGAGAUUCUGGAGGAGAAAUGCAAUCUAAAAGGAAAGCAGCACAGAGAAGGAUGGAUUGUUAUCGCGUGCACUGACACAGAGCUUCACAGUCUGGCUGCCAGACUGAAGGACUGGUUCGGAGUUCUCCACCUCGACGCCAACAGAGAUCUCAAAUCGUCUGACAGCUUCGAUUCUGCCACUGGACACUUCGACACCAGCAUCUUGCCCAUCUGUAAGGACUCACUGGGCUGGAUGUUCAACAAGCUGGACAUGAACUUUGACCUCCUGCUGGACCAAUCGGAGCUGAGCGCCAUCUACCUGGACAAGUAUGAGCUGUGCAUGAAGCCCCUCUUCAACUCGUGCGACUCCUUCAAGGACGGCAAGCUGUCAAACAACGAGUGGUGUUACUGCUUCCAGAAACCUGAGGGACUGCCUUGCCAAACUGAAAAGAGCAGGAUCCAGAAUCAGAGUCGAAGGAAGAGCCUCAUAGGCUCUUAUAUUCCUCGCUGCAGCGAGGAAGGCUACUUCAAACCAACCCAGUGCCACGGCAGCACCGGCCAGUGUUGGUGUGUGGACAAAUAUGGCAACGAGAUCGCUGGCUCCAGAAAACAGGGCAACCCCAACUGCGACGAGGACCAGGAGACAUCGGGGGAUUUUGGCAGCGGCGGAGCAGUCAUCCUCCUCGAUGACCAGGAGGAGGAGCCAUCACCGAGUGUCCGGAGCCGGCAGAAGAAGAGACGGGGCCGGAUCCACCCCAGAGGCGCCAUCUGGGACGACGAGGACGAGGAAGACGACAAGGAUGACGAGGUUGGCUACGUUUGGUAGCUCCGCUUCAUUAUACUCUGCCAUCAGCCCGACCAGGAAACUCCGUUAACUCAGCACAGAUCUGAAGCCAUUCCAAUGUCUCCUCCUCUUCCUCCUGUUACCUUGGCAGCAGUCCGUCGUUUGGCUCCUGAACUUGCUCCUGUAAUGCUCAUCCCUUAUUCAAAUCUCUCUCUUCGGUGAAACUCAACCGACCUCUUCCUUUUCAAGUGUUUCCUCCGACAGCAAACAGAGAGCCUAUUCGAUUUCAUCAACAACUGUCAAGCCCCCUGUUAGAUUCUGUCCACGUUCUGUUUCCCCAAACCCGCCAUCUUUAACCUCCUCUAACAAGGACUCUUCUCUGUUCUCUCUGUAACUCCCUCUAUCUCCUUUAACCGCUUCUAUCCCUCCUUCUUCUAUCGCUGUGUGUCCAUGUCGGGGCCUCUGGUCAGUCUGUGAGCCCACAUAUAUUAGCUGAUGUAUUGGAUGUAAAUAUGUUUCCUCCAGGAAAGGCCAGAACGGGGAUUUCUUUCCCUGUUCCUCCAUCAGCAGUUCAUUCUUCACUCAUUUAUGUUCUGUGUCCCACUGUUGGGCUCCUUCAUGUGUCCAUUAACGUUUCCGCAAUUCAACGCCCCCACUCCCAGGCUCUGAGAUGCCCCCCCCACACACACACACCCCACGCCCCCCUCUCUCUCUCUCUCUCUCUCUCUCUCUCUCUGUCUCUCCCUCUCUGUUAUUUCAUGGAGGAUUGUAAAUUAUUUAAUCGUUGAUCCUGAAUGUCCAAGAAAGCCCGGGAAGCAAUGAGAUUAAUGAUGUAUUGUCGUUGUUGUUGCAUGUUCCUCAUCGUGUUUCUGUAAAAGAGAGAUUCCCUGGCCAGGUCUAGCUCUAUGCAUCUCAAACAGAAGGUGAUGCCUCUUUGGCUGCUACAAUACUUUGUUGCUAUGUCGAUGCUGUCUAGUGUCUCUUUGGUUCUUCUCCCAAUCUCAGGAGGUAGGAAGUUGCAUUGCAGAGGGAUAGCGGUGUAGAAAGGCGAACUGCAAGGCCUACAGUCCAAAAUCUGCAGCAUCUCAGCCAUCUAUACUUUUACUGAGUGGUCAGUCGGCGCUGCUGAGGAUGUUUGACUGUGCAUGGACACUAGAGGGAAAAAAAAAAAGCUGCUCCUGAGCUGGGAGGACACAUGAAGUCGGGCGAGCAGGGGAGAGGCUCUGUUCUGCCUCCCAACAUCGGAUAUGUUCAGUAAUUUGAAAUUGAAAUCUCCACCAUGUCAACUAAGUGAACUUUUAUUUGUAACUUUGAAAAUUUAAGUAAAGUGGCACUUUGGGUGUCUUUUGAACCUUACA
Molecule: messenger RNA, 2928 nt
Organism: Platichthys flesus (European flounder)
Lineage: Eukaryota; Metazoa; Chordata; Actinopteri; Pleuronectiformes; Pleuronectidae
Gene: spock1
Product: SPARC (osteonectin), cwcv and kazal like domains proteoglycan 1
Exons: 13
Coding region: 155-1612 (485 amino acids)
Molecular function (GO): calcium ion binding; protein binding
Source: RefSeq, a predicted model, not a curated record